This is a messenger RNA of Colletotrichum godetiae, 1524 nucleotides long. RefSeq names its product general substrate transporter. Gene Ontology annotation, molecular function: carbohydrate:proton symporter activity. Gene Ontology annotation, biological process: transmembrane transport; carbohydrate transport. Bases 1 to 1524 code for a protein of 507 amino acids. Lineage: Eukaryota; Fungi; Ascomycota; Sordariomycetes; Glomerellales; Glomerellaceae. The record is from RefSeq and is a predicted model, not a curated record. The transcript is spliced from 9 exons. Gene Ontology annotation, cellular component: membrane.
AUGGCCUGGCUUGGUGCUUCAUUGCCUACUGGCGAGUCGCGCCUCUACAUUCUUUGCAUAUUUUUCGGCAUUGGCGCGUCCGUCUGGGGAUACAAUAUUGGCAUACUGUCUUCAGUCAUAGUCAGUUCCGGCUGGCGCGAUGCACUGCAACAGCCAACCCGCGCUAUGAUCGGAACUGUAGUCAGCAUCUACUACACCGGAACCUUCAUCAGUUACCUCUGCAUUUCUCAUCCGAUCACCGACUGGCUCGGUCGCCGUUAUGCUGCCUUGUCGGGAACGGCUUUCGUUUGCCUCGGCGCCAUACUGCAAGCCACAAGUGGUGGCAGUACAGCUCGCGGCACCAUGCUAGCCGGAAGACUCAUAAGCGGCGUUGGAGUAGCCGUCGUGUCUACUUCGGUACCGCUGUACCAAGCUGAGAUUUCGCCGGCACAUAAGCGCGGCCAUUUUGUAACGCUGAAUCACGUCGGUUUCAUCGCUGGCAUAGCGCUAGGUUUCUGGGUUGGCUACUUCAUGAGAUUUUGGUCCUCCGAUGCAGGCCUUUUCUAUGGAUGGAGGUUGACCAUUCUUUUGGAGAUAAUCCCCGCAAUGAGCUUUGGGAUCGGGCUGCCCUGGGUCCCGGAAACGCCCCGUUGGCUCGUUGAACAUGGCAGGAAAGAUCAGGCACGUUCGACACUUCGCUGGCUUCGCGAGCGUAGCUUUGAUGAUGACGAGAUCGAGCACGAAUUCUCCGCCAUCAUUAAGAGCGUCGACGAGUAUCAUCAAUCCGGCAGUAACUGGCUUUCUUUGUUCCGACAAAAGCCAUUGUUUAAUCGUCUUUGGCGUGCCACUCUGCUUCAAUUCAUGUCUUCAAGUUGUGGUGCUACUGCCAUCAAAUACUUUCUCCCAUGGCUGUUGGAGCAACAUGGCAUAUUCUCCCAUACCGCGUUGCUAAUUAGCGCUACUGAGUCAACGGUUAAAAUAGGCUUCACUGUUCUCGAGAUGUUCAUCAUUGAUCGAUUCGGACGCAGAAAAUGCCUCGUCGCUGGUUGUAUCAUUAUGGCUUUCUCACUCCUGAUCAACGGGGCGGUGCCUCUUUUAGACCCUCAGCGUAAAAGCCCAGCUACCGAUAUAAUCUGCGUGACCUUCAUCUUUGUAUACGUCAUUGGCUUCUCUUUGGGAUUUGGGCCGACUGCAUGGGUCUACAACACAGAGAUCUUUCCCACCUCGGUGCGAGCCCGAGGCUUGAACUUCGCCUCCGCUGGCGCCUCUGUCGGUUCUUCUAUCGUUACCAUGGUGUGGUCUGCCGGUAUCGGGUAUAUGGGUAGCAACAUCUACUUCAUAUUCAUGGUCGUAAACAUCAUCUGCAUUCCGGCCAUAUAUGUAUUCUUUCCUGAAACCAAGGGCCGGGAGUUAGAGGACAUGGACGCGCUCUUUGGCGCCAUUGAAACACGACGGAGUGAUGUCGAUAACCUUUCUGAACAUCUCCUGCAAGAUGAUGCUCCUUUGCGGGAUUCUUCAGAAACGGUAGCCGGUGCGAACAGAUAG